AUCUUUCUGUACUCCCUCUCUGCAACCCUUCUGUCUACCACAGAAUAUCUUUUACAGGGAGGUGUUGUGCUACUUGAAAAUGACUACAGUUAACUUGGUGUGCUGUUUUAACUCAAGUACAAUUUGUAUUUUGAUUCAGCAAAUGGAUACUCAGUAAAGGAGAUAUCUGUAUAUUCAGGGUUGCACACUCAAGGGGAGGGCCACCUCAGUGUGGGACAGGUUAUGCAGAGGGAAGGCUUUGCUUUAGCUAUAGAGACAGUGACUAGAUAUGUUUUCUACUCUGUAUAUUAGCUCAACAUUUCAGCACUCUGUGUGUGUGUGUGUUAAAGAGGAGUGAGAGUCUUUUAUCCUGUUGAAUCCCUCUCUGCCACUAUCUCCUGCAAGGGGACUGUUAGGGCUCUGAAGCCUCUAGAAAAGUGUGAACAAUACUGAUUAUAUUCAUUUAUUUUAAGGCAAGAGCCCUCGAAUUGUACUCCCUUACAGAGUCCUCUCAACUCUCCCCUUUGAAGUGCAACAAAGAAGAAUAAAACUCUGAGGGACAAGCUAAUGGCAAGUUGUCCUCUCUGGACAGCGGACAGCCAGCCCAGGAGGGAAAAGUUGUGCUGAAGAAGAAAGUGACGCUUUUGAGGGGGAUAUCCAUCAUAAUUGGCACUAUCAUUGGAGCUGGCAUCUUCAUCUCUCCCAAAGGCAUCCUGAAGAACACAGGCAGUGUGGGCAUGUCCUUGACUGUCUGGACAGUGUGUGGUAUCCUCUCGCUUUUUGGUGCCCUCUGCUAUGCUGAACUAGGAACAUGCAUUAAGAAGUCUGGCGGUCACUACACCUAUAUCCUGGAGGCCUUUGGCCCAUUACCUGCAUUUGUAAGGGUCUGGGUUGAACUCCUCAUCAUUCGCCCUGCUGCCACAGCAGUGAUAUCAUUGGCAUUUGGACGCUACAUCUUGGAGCCUUUCUUUAUGCAGUGUGAAAUCCCAGAACUUGCGAUUAAACUUAUUACAGCUGUCGGCAUCACACUGGUGAUGGUCCUGAAUAGCACAAGCGUCAGCUGGAGUGCCCGCAUUCAGAUGUUCCUUACCUUUUGUAAGCUUGUAGCAAUUCUGAUAAUUAUAGUCCCUGGCGUUAUCCAGCUAAUUAAAGGAGAAACACAGCACUUUAAAAAUGCCUUUGCAGGGAAUGAUGCCAGUGUUAUGGGAUUACCACUUGCUUUCUAUUCAGGAAUGUAUGCAUAUUCAGGCUGGUUUUAUCUCAAUUUUGUUACCGAAGAAGUGGAAAACCCUGAAAAAAACAUACCCCUCGCAAUAUGCAUUUCAAUGAUUAUCGUCACAGUUGGCUAUGUGUUAACAAACGUGGCUUAUUUCACUACAAUCAGUGCUGGGGAAUUGCUGCUUUCAAAAGCUGUAGCAGUGACCUUUGCCGAACGAUUAAUGGGAAACUUCUCUUUAGCUGUACCUGUGUUUGUUGCUCUUUCCUGCUUUGGAUCUAUGAAUGGUGGAGUUUUUGCGGUCUCCAGGAUGUUCUUCGUUGCAUCCCGUGAGGGUCACCUUCCAGAAAUUCUCUCCAUGAUUCAUGUCCGCAAGCACACUCCUCUGCCAGCUGUCAUUGUUUUGCAUCCUCUCACAAUGUUAAUGUUAUUCAACGGGGAUCUCUACAGCCUCUUGAAUUUCCUCAGCUUUGCCAGGUGGCUUUUUAUUGGACUAGUAGUUGCUGGGUUGAUUUAUCUCCGAUAUAAACGUCCUGAUAUGCCUCGUCCUUUCAAGGUUCCUCUAUUUAUUCCAGCAUUGUUUUCCUUCACUUGCCUCUUCAUGGUUGCGCUGUCACUUUACUCUGACCCAGUGAACACAGGGAUUGGAUUUGCAAUAACGCUGACUGGCAUUCCUGCCUACUACCUCUUCAUUGUAUGGGACAAUAAGCCAAAGUGGUUCAGAAAGCUUCUAGGCAAGGUAACCACAACAUUGCAAAUCCUCUUGGAAGUCAUCCCACCAGAGGAAAAUCAGAAAUCAUGAUCAUCAUGCACAUCUUUUGGCUUGGUGUUUCAUUUCUACCUGAAAUAAAAAAAGUAGGGAGAUUUAUCCUGCUUCCUAACAUGCUGCAAACUGGAGGAACAAGUCACAGUUGCAAUGGAUACUGAACAAGUCCCUUACCAGAACUGUCUUUUAUGAUGCUGUUGCAACAUUUUUUUUUAACAUGGUUUGUCUAUAUGUAGAAAGCAAGUACUAGUGCUAUGAGGGAACUCUUUACUGUUUCUUUUGGCACAGUGUCUUAUUUUAACAAACUGUAAGUUCAUUGUACUGGGAUUUUGUUUGCCUUAUCACUGAAGAUAGGUUUAAGUGAUGUGUAAUGGCUGGGUGUACUGUGAAGAAUGGGUCUUGCUUUCUAUCCCUGGAGAUCUCAACUCUCACCAGAGCAAGGGUGAGAUAAAGCUGCUGAGUUUCACAUACUACAUUCUUCCCAUCACUCUGUUUGGCAGCCUGAUUUGAUUUCUUUUGUCCUGCUGGAAGCUCCAGCGCACAGAUGCAGAAGCACCUCCUCAGACCUUUGUGAUGGCAAACUCAAGGCUUCUUCAUUCCAGAGUUCUUACACCAUAGCCAACAGAAACAUCUUCUGAGACUCAAUAUUUCUGCCAGGGGGGCAGAAAGAUUUUAGCAUGGGAAUUUUAGCAGUAAUUUUAUGCACAUUCACUUUUUUACCAGGCUGGAAUUGAUCAUUGGUUUUACCAGGGUUUGUGUACCUACACACACAAAAUCCAGCAAGCUGAGCACUGACCUUCAAAUGUGUCAAAAUAUUUGAAGAUCACCUCCACUGCUGUAUGAGUAUUUCCUAUCUGGGAGCAUAUGUUCCUGCAGUUAUCAGUCAGGCAAACCUGAUUUUAAAGUUUAUAUCAGUGUUGGUUGGCAGAAAUAAUGUCACUUGGUGGGAACAUGGUAAUAAAUGCAAUACUUUUUUAUGAAUAAGGUAUAAGGCAGGCUACAUCAGAUCUGCUGAUUUGAGUAGGAUGUAUGCCUGAUCUGUGGGCUUUUCACUCAAGCACACUCCAGUUAACAGAGCUUUGGAACUCUGAGGAACAUGUGCUUGUCCUGUCUUCUUAUGGGUUUUAUCUCAGCAGAAAUGGAGAAAAGCUUCAAAACUGAUAAAAUGAAAUGAAAUUUAUCUCCAGAGCUAUUUUUGAGUUGAGCUCUGGCUCAAAUAUGAGCUGAAAUUUUGCCCUUUUUAAAAGAUAAUUGUAUAGCUGAAGAAGUUUUUUAAUACUUAGAAAUUGAAUUUUAUAUUCUUAAUGACUACCCAACCUUAAGGUUAAGGUUUAUUAUCACUCUGUUCGGAACAUAACACGUAACUAUUGAAUGCACUACUAUUUGAGCUGUCUGCUUUCAGCAAGUCAGGUUUCAUGAAAAUUCUUAUGGAACUAAGCAACAUUUAACUUCCUAUACUGGGAGAAAAGCACAACUAGUAGCCAGACCACUACAGUAAAGGGAGACUGUAUUGUAUAUGUGUUGUAUAUAUCCAGAAUAUCUACUGCUUUAAAGGUGUACAGUAAUGUGUCUUAAAUGUAUACAUGUUUUUUGAUUUUGUAUCUGUGUGGUGGAAUUUCACAAAAGUAGGGAAAUGCAAGUAACUGCUUAUGGAGAAGAGCAGUAAUUUAAGACACAGAAAGCAUUUUGCAAAUAGUGUUUUUCUUUAAAAGUUUUCUGUUUACAGUAAUUUAGUAUUAUUUGAAUUUUUUUUAGGUAAACAUUUUGAGAGAGUUUUUUGUGCUGACAGUGGAUGUGUUUAUUUAGUACUUACAUUUGGGUCACAAUUCUGCCUUUGAGGCCAUCUCCUGCCAUCCCCAUUCACUGGGGUUUGGCCUCUGUCGUCAUGGAGCAGCUCUGAAGUGCACAAACUCUGCUCCUCUCUGACAGAAAUAAACUGUCACUCCCUGCAGGAGUGCACCUAACCCAUUCUUUCCCUUAUGAAUGCAAAGUGCAUGGGAUCCAGAGCAAACCACUUCCAGAGCCACAGUGCAUGCGACUUUUUCACUCUGACUGUUCUGUUCCCAUGUAUUCACUCCUGUUGUGCCACAUUACUUGAAAAUUGGAUUCUUGGCAAUGUUAACUUGUAGAAAUAAAUGGGCUCCAUAAAUAUAACUGAAUGUUGUUUUA
This is a messenger RNA of Passer domesticus (house sparrow), 4130 nucleotides long. RefSeq names its product solute carrier family 7 member 11 (gene SLC7A11). Gene Ontology annotation, molecular function: L-amino acid transmembrane transporter activity. Bases 717 to 1997 code for a protein of 426 amino acids. The transcript is spliced from 13 exons. Gene Ontology annotation, cellular component: membrane. Gene Ontology annotation, biological process: amino acid transmembrane transport. Lineage: Eukaryota; Metazoa; Chordata; Aves; Passeriformes; Passeridae. The record is from RefSeq and is a predicted model, not a curated record.